This is a messenger RNA of Hermetia illucens (black soldier fly), 5764 nucleotides long. RefSeq names its product mucin-5AC (gene sr). Gene Ontology annotation, biological process: regulation of transcription by RNA polymerase II. Lineage: Eukaryota; Metazoa; Arthropoda; Insecta; Diptera; Stratiomyidae. Gene Ontology annotation, molecular function: RNA polymerase II cis-regulatory region sequence-specific DNA binding; DNA-binding transcription factor activity, RNA polymerase II-specific. The coding region runs from base 1289 to 4219 and encodes 976 amino acids. The record is from RefSeq and is a predicted model, not a curated record. The transcript is spliced from 5 exons.
AGUUUAUAAACACCACCCACACGCGACCCUUCGCGUCCUUUGGCAUUUGAAUUUGAAUUCGAAUCGUUCGGUUGUAGUUCUUGGCCGGGAAACCGCUCAUUGCCAAUGAAUGAAUACCAAGUGAGAGUUGAUUUCGCGCGCAUCCGCUUUGAGUGAUUUUCCCGCGACUAUCGGUGGGCGCGAGUGAAAUUCUGAAUGGGAAAAGCUCCCGACACAACUGACAAUACGUCGGAAAAGUGCUUCCCUCACCCACACACGGGGAACGUUGUGUGCUUUGCUAACAAGUGGCUAAUAUACACACAGCGACUUCGACAUGCUUUUCAGCUCUCACCAACACGUCUAGAUAGACAUUUCCCUAUAGAAAAUUUUUCCGAGUUUUUCUGAUAGCCGGCGUCGUUGAGGACGUCGUCGUUGCCGUUAAUCUCGGAGCGCGGUUUUUUGUUGCCUUUCCAUUCAGUUUGCCGAAAAACGUCGCGGUGUUUAUUUUGACUUAGUUCCAACUCGAUUCCACCACUUCCGUCCUCUUAUGAAAUAUUACAAUCAACAUGUUGCGAAUACGAUCAUUUACGAAUGAAGAAUAGUUCUCGAAUAGUAGUAAAAACUUUAUCGAGUUUUCCGAAACAGAAAUCAUAUAACGACCGCGAACACUUUGAGGUUCCAAACAAGUUACCGUGCCAAUAAGUGAAAUUUUUUUUUUACUUCCCAUAGCCAAUUCAAACGAUCGCGCCGCUACGAUUAUUCCGAAAAUGAGUCAAUUUCGAAACGAUUUCCGACUGAAUUCUGCGUGCUAACUUGUCGGAAAAUUUACGGAUGUGAAAAACUAACAAAAUGAUCUUUUGAAAAAAAUCCUUGUGAUAUUUUGUGUAGUUGAAAAUUUUUGAACCAUUUUCCCCUGUUCAUUUUAGUGAAGUUAUUAGUGUAUUGUAAGUGAACGACCGUUACAUCCUUGUAGUUUUUUACAAUCCUCUGAGUCUAUAUUUACGUCGAAACAAAAUAGUCCAUCAUAACGAAAGUGGCUAAAUAAAAUCACGAAACAUUAGUCCAUCCCUUGACUAUGCAUUAUAUAUAUAAUACUGCAACGAAGUACUCUGUCCCUUGAACGAGAGAAUUAUAAUAAGUUAAAUCUUAAGUGCAACUGAUUGCAGCCGAAUAUAUUGCUUGGCAUAAAAGAUUUAAAUACAAAUGGAGAGUUAUCAGCACAAACUAUCGACAAUCAACCUAAAAGUCUCAAUCAUUAUUUAUGCAUUCAGUUUUGCAAGGGUUUCUCAAAAAAUACGGCCAGUAAACAAUGUUGUUAGCAAUGCGUCGUGAAAGUGAUCAUCAUCCAUCCCAGCAGCCACAUCACCUUCAGCAAUCCCAACAUAUAUCAACAACGAGUUCAACUUCCUCAACAAAUACGUCCCUUCAUGUUGGUCUCACUAGUUCUACGACUGCUGCUCUUCAAUAUCCUAUUUACCCAGGACCUUCGGGUUCAUCUGAUUUUCACCAGACAUCAGUACAUCGCCAACAACAUUUACCGCCGCCCGCUCCACCACCAGCACCAUCAAUAGCGACAUCGUCAGCAUCCAUUGCACCAAGCCAUUCUGCAAAUCGUCCAGGCACUUCUUCAACUCCAAGCGGAGGGCUUGAUGAAUAUGUCGAUAUUCUGCAAGUUCAACAAUUAUUGCUAGAAUCUUCCAGUAAUACAGCAACCACAGUAGCUAGUACCUCAACUGUUGCUAAACCCCGACCUCGUGUCAAUCUUCAAAAGGCCGCUGAAUACGCUGCUCAGGUUCAAGCCGAAUCUCCAUCUCGACGGAUUUUGCUAGAUUAUCCAAGUCCUUAUUUAUAUGGGAACCAUUACCAUACAUCGCCCAAUGAUGAUCUAGUCGCCUUAUGGUUCGGAGCGAAUAGUACAGGCGGCGUAGCCCCUGGAACACCAUCAGCGGCCAUGAUCAUGGAAGGACUGGAAACCCUAGUGGCGCCACCACAUCACGCAUUCCUCCUUACCGAAUCUGCGGCAGCAGCACAUUUUAAUGUGCUCAGCUUUGACACGUGUCUAUUUAAAACAGCUGCCCAAACCACUGGUAGUACACCAACGGCAACCACAGUAUCAGCUCUAGCACAGAUUACACCUACAGGGCUUUCAUCACAAACUGCAGCUUCUCUUCUGCAUCAUAGCCUUUCACUGAAUAAUAACAAUACGUCAAACAACAAUAAUAAUACUAACGCUAAUAGUGCGUCUAUUAGCAGCAGUCAUAAUAGUAAUACUACAGUCAGUACAAGUACGAGUCAAGCACAUUUACAGCAAACCAGCGGAGGAAGUAACAAUUCAACAACCACUAUAACAUCAAGUGGACGCACGUCUACGACCCACCUGAGCUUAUUAAAUACAGGGGGGACAAGUGGAGGAAGCGCAGGUUCUGACAACGCAACUGUCACGCAAUCCUCAUCAGACGCACAAACAGGUGAUUUGAAUACACCAGUAACAACAAGUAGUGAUAUACCAACAUUUUUUGGGCCAUCAACGGUUGUAGAACCACCACCAAUCACUGGUUCAAUCGAAUCAGACGAUUUAUCGUUGGAACCACAAAAUACCUCAAGCCCGUGUCGCAGCUUGUGCAGCCCGCUCAAGGAAGAACGUAGCACACCAACACUGAUCGUCAAGGAGGAAACAAGUAAUAAUAGUUGUACAAUGUACCCACACCACACGAGUAAUAAUAGUCAAAAUGCUGACAACACAAACACACAUAAUAUGCAACACCACAUCAACAACACCAACAGUGGCCAUCACCACCAACAACAUCACCACAGCAAUCAUCAGGGCCAAUCUCACCAACAACACCACAACUCCCAUCACCACCACCAACAUAUUCAUCACUCUCUACAUCACAAUCACCACGGCAAUAAUAACAGCCAGCAGAUACAUCAUACACAACACCAACACCAGCACUUGCAAUUGCCACAACAGCAUCAAAGUGGAAAAAUAUCAUAUCGUGGAAUUUUCACCACUACAGGUAACCCCCCAAUGGGUGGCUUAGCCGUAUCAGGUGGACAACUAAAUUCACCACAAUUAAGUGUUUUGCCCGGCCCAAUAUCACCUCCUUCCGCUGGCUUGGGAAGUAGUUGGGGUCUUCCAAGUCCAGAUAAAACCCUGUUCCAGCCGCCUAUGUUCAGCUUACUAGGACCAGGCCCCCAGAGCUCUUCACAGGCCCACUACGCACCGCAAUCAACAACGGCCAACACCUCACCUCAUCACAUGCAUACUUACGCCGAAGAUAGACCACAACAUGUGGAACUGCUUGGAUUAAAUAUGGACUGCUCAAACAUAAUUCUGAAGCAACCGCCGCCCACAUAUGGUAGCGCAUGUGUUCCUUCAUUGGACAUGCAAACAGUAACUGCAGCAGCUGCAGCACAAUCUUCCCAAGAACUGCAUCAAUACAGCCGACAGCAACUGUCAGUGACUACACCGAAGUAUCAAUGGCUGGAUUCACCAGCAGAAUAUGGUAGUCCGCAACAACACUCCAUGGUAGUACCUGGUCCAUCGUCUACUUCGUCUGCGAGUACGCUUAUACCAAAACAAGAAGCCUACAGUGAAUCUGUUGGCCACUUACAGUCCUCUCAACAGUCAUCGUCUCAGUAUAGUCCAAUUGUACAAUUAGCAGAAUACAAUCCGUCAACUAGCAAGGGACACGAAAUUCUUUCGCAAGUCUAUCAGCAAAGUGCCAUGCCGCUAAAAUUGGUUCCAGUGAAACCAAGGAAGUACCCUAACCGGCCAAGUAAAACGCCCGUCCACGAGCGUCCUUAUGCCUGCCCUGUUGAAAACUGUGAUCGUCGAUUCUCUCGAUCUGAUGAACUCACUCGACAUAUCCGGAUACAUACCGGCCAGAAGCCAUUCCAAUGCCGUAUUUGUAUGCGAUCUUUCAGCCGAUCUGAUCACUUGACAACACACAUUCGGACGCAUACCGGCGAAAAACCAUUUUCCUGCGAUGUCUGCGGACGAAAGUUCGCCAGAUCUGAUGAAAAAAAGAGGCAUGCCAAAGUACACUUGAAGCAGAGAAUUAAAAAAGAGAAUAAACUAAGCCAACAGCAACAACAACAGCAAGCAGUCGCAGCAGCAGCUGCCGCCGCAGCUGCCCAACAACAUCACCAGCAACAUCAACAGCACCCGGUUGCCAGUCAUCACAUGCUUCACUCAGGAGAAAUUUCUAUUGUAACUACGAGUACAACUAGUUUGUAGGCCCCAGUAUCUUCAACGUUUGGUGCAGUGCAAAUGGCUUCUUUGCACUCCCUUAAUGCUGAAGUAAUUCAAGCAUUCAGACAAGAGGUCGAAGGAGAACGAUCCCAGCGACUACAGGAGCCAUCACGAAAUAAAAAUGUUCUUAUUGUUCUUUGGUUACCCUAAUGUGAGAGCGUCAAAAAACUGUUUUUUAUAGAAAUUGUCCAUCGGAAUUAUACAUCGCAAAUAUUUUUCGAAAUCCACAUGACUCAAACGACUGAAUAAGAGAUCGCUCAUUGCAACGAGGUGCAGUCAACAUUACAUGACUUAAUUAAUAUUAGCCUGCGCUGCCUUGACGGACUGAUUCUAUGAGCCCUAAUCUUGAUUAUAAUAAGCUCAACCAAAUAACUCAGUUUAAUUUAAAACUCCCUUUAUAUCUUCUUUAAACAAGUAGAUACAAAUUUACGUCGGGUAAUAUUUGCCCAAAAGUUCCAUUUCAAAGUGAAAAAAGUGGCUUCCUAAGUCAGCGUGCCUAAUCACUCAUAAACGAACAAAAGUAAGGAAAUUUGCAGUUAUUGUGAAAAUGCAAAUUACCGAAUUCAAAUGAAUGUCCGUCGGUGCGUUGCUACUAUCAAUAAAUCAUGUUACAAUUAGUAUGUGGAAUUUAUGAAGUUUUGAAAAUUACGAGCAAUGAGAAUACGCUAAGCUGUGAAAAUGGCAUUUCUCUCGGAGCCAAGAAAUAAGAUAUACGGAUAGCUGUCAAUGGUCAUACGUAACUACGUACAUUUUCAAGAAAAAAAAAUUAAUUUCUUUAAUCAAAUCAUGUAAAAAUAUCUCUAAUACUGUGAUCUCAUAUGUAAUUGUAUAUUUAAGUAUUUAAUUAUAUAUCUAACAAUUUAUUUAAAAUGGUUAAAUGAAAAUACUAAAAUAAUAUAUGAAAAAAAUCAGAAAAACAACUGAAACAAAAAAAUUAACAUAAUAUACAAAAAACGCAAAAACUGAACGAAUCUGUAGAAAAUUUUGUUAAACGUAAAAUGUCGAGGAGAGUAUUUAGUGUAUUCUAUUAUAUUUAUUUUUUUUUUCUUUUGUAAAAUGAAAAUAUUUCUUAACCUACGAAUUUUCUAUUUUUCUCAACACAGUAGUGACAGUUUUUGUUUUUUUUUUAUGCAAUUAUGGCGAAAUUAUGAAAUUCAUUUCGUUUUGCAAGACAUCUUCCUUAUACGAAAAUGAAAUUAUAACGAAAGGACACAAUAUACAUAUAAAUGAAACAAAACAUCUUUUUAAAAGAUAUGCAGAAUAGUAUACAAUAGGUGACAAUUGACAAUUGCGUUCCGAUCUUUUAGAGGCAAGGCGUGUGAACGAAAAAAUUACACCUAUAACUGAUGAUUUAGAUUUUAUGCACGGAAAAAAUGGAAGAAGUCCACGUGGUGAAGAUAGAUUUUUAUUCUUUUGUUCUAUUUUUGCGAUUCAUUUAUGUAAGUUUGAUAUGAACAAUAAUUAUAUCGAAAUGAAUGUUUAACAUUUUAAAAAGCUCAUUUUAAUAAUAAUUUAUAUUUUAUUUACCAG